Drosophila albomicans is the source of this 1826-nucleotide messenger RNA. RefSeq lists its product as uncharacterized. The transcript is spliced from 6 exons. The record is from RefSeq and is a predicted model, not a curated record. Bases 283 to 1509 code for a protein of 408 amino acids. Gene Ontology annotation, molecular function: dioxygenase activity. Lineage: Eukaryota; Metazoa; Arthropoda; Insecta; Diptera; Drosophilidae.
UUGGCGAAAAUGUGGUGAAGUGCAGACGCGUCCCUUCCGCUCGUUGGCGCGUUGUCGUUUGCGUACUACUCUGUUUGUUUGUCUUUUGUGUCGCGUCGUCGUCUCUCGUGUUUCUAUCUCUUUCUCUCUCGCUCGCGUAAUUAGUGAUAAAAACGCAUCAAGUGUGCUGUGGUGUGUUGCGUGUCUCCAAACCAAAGAAUUGCAAUAGACAGUCGAGCACUCGACAUAAACAAAAACACACACAAAAACAAAAACAAAAAACAACAUACACAGAGAGGCAAAAUGCUGAAAACAAAAACAAGCGACGACAAGCUCGACACGCUGCUAUCGCGAUCCGCGGUGCCCAUCAUCGAUCUGGCUCAUUGUGGCAUUGAAGAGGUGCCCGUCAAAUCGGUGGUGAAUCGUGUGGGACAUCAACUGCAGAAGGCACUGUCCGAGAAGGGCAUGGCACUGCUGGUCAAUCACGGCAUAUCUGAUGAGAAGCUAAAGACUGCGUGGGAUCAUCUGGAUGAUUUUGUGGACUUGGAGGCGGAUGUGAAGCAGCAUUAUAUACGCAGCGAUGGCGAUAAUCAUGGCUAUGUGAGUCCGGGCGUUGAGCGUUUCGAUGGCAAGACACCGGAGCUGCGUCAUGCAUUCAACAUCUGCACACUGAAUGCCCAGAAUCUGCCCGAGGAGCCGUUGCCCGGUUUUGCGGAUCACAUUAGCACACUGGCCAAUGACUUCAAGGCGCUGGCCAGCUUCCUGCUGCAGGCGCUGGCCGUCUCGCUGGACAUUCCGCACACAUUCUUCCUCGAAAAGCACUCACACAUGUUGUCCGGUGAUCACGACAACAUGACCACCCUGCGCAUGCUCUACUACCCACCCGUGGUGGACGAUGAGCCCGGGCACGGACAGAACGAUGUGAUCAAGGGCCGUUGUCAAUACAGCUAUCAGCGUUGUCUGUCGGAUCAGCCGGAUUUCCGACCCGAACACAAUCCGCGCGACGACAUCAAUGAGGUGGACGGCAUGACGUCCAAUGGCAAGGAUGGUGAGCUAUCCGAGCACAAGCUGGCCAAUGGCGAGAUCAUUCGCUGUGGCGCCCACGUCGACUAUGGCACAUUCACACUGCUCGCCCAGGACUCAGAGGGCGGUCUUGAAGUGAAGCUGCCCGGCAGCGAAAAGUGGCAUCGUGUUGGCCAUUUGCCUGGUGCCAUUCUGAUCAAUUGUGGCGAGAUCUUGUCCAUCUGGACCAAGGAGCGUUACCCCGCACUGGAACAUCGCGUUGUUGUGCCCGAGCAGGAGCACAUACGUAGUCGCGGUCGACAUUCGAUCGCCUUCUUCUGCCAUCCAGACAAUAUUACAAUGAUAUCUCCCAGCGAUCUGCCUCAAACAGAUGCCGCACAGAAUGCAGCAUGCCUCAAGCAGCGCAAGAAGUCCUUCAAGGCGGCGAAAGAACGCGUCUACAAUGCAUAUCAGUUAAUACAGAAAAAGUUUAAAGAUACAUACAGCAAUAACAAUCACUCUCAAUGACAACAACUUCUGUAAGCCACUGUGCCACCCUCCACCCUCUUCUCCUUUCCCUUCUUCUGUUUCCACCUUCAGUCUUUUUGGAAUCUGUCAAGCUGUCAACUUGUGAAGCGUUUAGCAUCUUCGUAGAUGGGAUGAGAUGACGACAGACGAGAGACACUGUUUGAUGUUUUCAACUUUUUAUUUUUACUUUUACUUUAUUAUUAUUACAUAUACGAUUGUAAUUGCUUCAUUUCUUUAGUUUGUAUCAUAUGUAUUUGAUAUACAUACAUACUAUUUAUAUAUACAAAUACAAUACAUGCAUACACCAUACAAAUAUA